CGAAUCUUUCACGCGCCCUUUUAUCCAACGAGAACGCAAACUACUGGUCGUAUUGCCGGAUGGACAAGAGUGACGAUCGUCAUUGAUACGCCGAGUUGACGGCAAGCAAAGCACUUGUGGUGCGGCUUGUAGUCGAAUCGGCCUGGCAUAUAAGCUUAAAGUUGUUUGCAAUUACUGCAAUUCCUUGUAAUCACCAAAACCAUGUCUUCUUCGGCCGAGGAUGAUGAGUCCACAUCAUCUGGGUUAUCGUCAAUAGCUUCCGCCGCGCCAUCAUCAACCAUCUCCCUAUCCGACCCAACGCCUGCUCCGACAACACUUGUGAUCGCACCUAAGCCUACCAAUGAAGACGACCUCGAUGAUGACGGGAUAUUCCCACCGAUGACCACACCUUGGACCGGACCCGUUGAUUGCACAUGGACUUACGAUGCAAACAAGGUACCGAACUCAGGUUCUGAUGGCCUCGCAGCAAUGCUUGACUUGCAGCCAAUUGCUGGAGCUAAGUCAUUGUCUUGCUAUCCUGAUGCCAUGUUCGAUAAAGGCCUUACAGGGGUUUACAGUCCAGGCACAUGCCCUCAUGGAUGGACCACCGUAUCACUGCGCGUUGAUACUAGUGAGAACCGGGACGACGAGACAACGACAGCUAUUUGCUGCUCAUCGGAAUACACUCUGGAUGGCAAUUUGUGUAAACGUUCAGUUUCAUCCGUGUUAGCUGUCCCUUACACGUACAACCAGACAGCUCAGACUUAUGAUGCUGUGUCUGACACACCAACGACUUUAUAUGGUGCAACAAUUGCUGUUUAUACCAUCAGGGCUCUGUUCAAGGAUAGCGACAAAGAUGCACUUGGUCUCAAGGAUGAGGACGAUAUCCCAGGUACUGAGCAUCAUGGCCGAUCCUUGUCCCUGGGCGCGCGCAUCGGUAUUGGUGUUGGUGUCGCGGUUUUUGUACUGCUUGCGCUAGGAGCACUUGCCUUUUGGCUCAUUCGAAGAGAACGACAGAAGACGGAAAAGAGACGAGCACACGAGCUCGGCGCGGUGGGAAGCAUGCGUCACACCUCACCAGGACCAGGAGAUAAUUUUUACGCCGCUGCGGACGCCAUCCAUCGACGUGACAGGAGCCGCCAGACCGCAGAGCCACCACCAGCUUACGAGGCUGCUACGGACUCAAACAGUAUGACCGAAAACGAUAGUCAGCUAAGCGAGGAUACGGCGACACGGGACGAGGAGAUCAGGGCGUUGCAAGUCCAGAAAGAGGCGAUUCAACGCCGUAUAGAAGAGCUGGAGCGUUCUGAGACGCAGUCACAAGAAGAUAACCGGCGAGAUUAAGACUAGAAUCAAGUGCGAAUGGUCGAAUUCUGGAAGCGAGAAGAGAGCGAGGGAUCAUGACUUGGACGGGAAACGGCCUACACACCUAUGAUACCACUUUGCGCGGCCGUAGCAUGUUGCUAUGGGCUAUUUUGCUUUUUUAACUACAUACAAUCAUCUUACAGGAGGAAAUAUCCGAAAGUCUUUUUUUUGGAGUACGGCGGUUGGGUGGGAAAACAUUGUUAAAAUCCAUACAGUUUAAU
Messenger RNA from Fusarium oxysporum Fo47, 1565 nucleotides. RefSeq lists its product as uncharacterized. The transcript has 2 exons. The record is from RefSeq and is a predicted model, not a curated record. Bases 202 to 1323 code for a protein of 373 amino acids. NCBI's taxonomy places the organism in Eukaryota, Fungi, Ascomycota, Sordariomycetes, Hypocreales, Nectriaceae.